AUGGCUUACCAAAAUCGAGAAGCUUGCUACGUAUGCGAAAGACUUUUUCGCCCAACGCAACUUUCACGUAUGGAUGGAGAAGAAAAUGUAAAUAAACGCGAAAUAGCAGUUAUUCGGCGAAAUGCUGAAAACAAACUUCCUCUUCAUGUGGAUAACAGACGCCUUUGCAUUAAUUGCAGUCGAUCUAUUAAUCAAGAAUUGAUAGACGUAGAAAAUAAUCCGUUCUGUCUAAGACUCAACGUUUUAAGUCAAACAAAUAAUUCUACUUGCUUUGUUUGUGAUGAAGUAAAUGACAUUCAUAGACUUUCUGUUGAAUGUAGAAUUGAUGCAUUUAUUAGAACUAAUAUUUACAUUUCUGAAGAUGUAAAAUCAUGUCAGGCACAUUUGGACGAUAAAUCCUGUAUCCUAAAGAUUCUUCUUCCUGGUUUGCGUUACGUAAAUAGACCUUGUGUUCUUAAAGAAAAGGAAAGUUUUUUGGAAGAAAACAACAUAGAGAAAAUGGAGGAAACCGAUGAAAAUUACGUUUCUGAGGAAGCGGAAGAAGCAGCGAAGCAGAUUUUUCCAGAAAGUCCCGAGAUGCUAACGACAAGCAGUUCCAAAUGUUUGAGUCUUGGAUGA
Messenger RNA from Psylliodes chrysocephalus, 618 nucleotides. The record is from the annotation of a GenBank genome assembly. NCBI's taxonomy places the organism in Eukaryota, Metazoa, Arthropoda, Insecta, Coleoptera, Chrysomelidae.